Messenger RNA from Dunckerocampus dactyliophorus (ringed pipefish), 3655 nucleotides. RefSeq names its product sprouty related EVH1 domain containing 1 (gene spred1). Gene Ontology annotation, cellular component: membrane. Gene Ontology annotation, biological process: negative regulation of MAPK cascade; multicellular organism development. Bases 702 to 2084 code for a protein of 460 amino acids. Gene Ontology annotation, molecular function: protein kinase binding. Lineage: Eukaryota; Metazoa; Chordata; Actinopteri; Syngnathiformes; Syngnathidae. The transcript is spliced from 6 exons. The record is from RefSeq and is a predicted model, not a curated record.
CCAUCUCUCCCCUCCCCUUGUUGAAAAUGGAGUUCGAUUAAAGCAGAUGUCCGCGAACUUCAGAGUUACAAAAACUGCCUGCCUUUUUUAAUAUUUAAAACAUCGUCGGUGAACAUUUGUGGAUUAAAAACAAACGUGGCUUCACCCCCUCCCUUCCUCCCUCCUUUCUUCCCUUCCUCCAUUUUUCCUAUCGCGGACAUUACUCGGACACGUUGGCGGAGCGAGGCUGUUUUUUUCUCUCUUUUAACAACAAGGACGCUUUUUCAAGUGUUGUCCCGGCGGCGGACAUCAACUUGGCGAAUGGAUGCUCGACAGCCCGACGCGAAUAAGCUGGCAAACAUUACAGGCUUUAACAUUUUCUGCGUUUUUUGAGGAUAUAACACGUCUUUUCCCCCCCGCAUCAAUCGCCUUGGGGGCUGUGGUUGUUAAAGAAGAUGGCUAAUUUUGUGUCGGAUUUGACUUCCAGGGAGGAGAAAUUGUCAUUCCUCCUAGCGAUCGGCGGCUAAGGCUAGCAGCACUUCUUUUUUUCUUUUAUCGUUCUCGUAUUGGCUCGUUUUAAACCUCACACCCCACCACAGAUGAUACUAAACUAAACUAAACACGGCUUGGUUGUACAUGUGAAGGAAAAUGGUGAAUUUUGUGCUGUUUUGCAAUGCGCCGUCGAUGCUAUUGCUAGGACUCGGAUCUCCGUGAGGAAGAAAAUGAGUGAAGAUUCAACAAAUCCAAACAACGAUGACAGUUAUGCGCGAGUGAGAGCAGUGGUCAUGACGCGGGAUGACUCCAGCGGUGGGUGGCUUCCCCUGGGCGGCGGAGGCCUUAGCUGCAUUACCGUCUAUAAGGUCAACCGGGCGGAGGACAGCGGCAGCACCCACAGCAGCGGCAACAACAGAGGGAGCACCGGCAACCUCAGCCCCUGUAGCUCCAGUCCAACUCCCAGCCCCAGUCCCAGCCCGAGCCCCAGCCCCACAGCGGUGGAGUUCUACAUAAAGGGCGAGAGGCUCAAAGACAAACUGGUGGUGCUGGAGUGUGUCCUGCAGGAAGGCCUAGUAUACAACAAGGUCAACCCCAUCUUCCACCACUGGAGGAUCAACGACAAGAAGUUCGGGCUCACCUUCCAGAGCCCUGCCGACGCUCGGGCCUUUGAUCGAGGCAUACGCAGGGCCAUAGAGGACAUCAGCCAAGGCUGCAAGCCAUUUGGUGAAGGGGAUGCUCCUGAGGACGGAAUACCAGCAUGUGAGGAGCCUCCCUCCAUCUGUACCCCCAUGAAGGAGCCCUUCUCCCCACUGAACAAUGUUGUCUCCACGGAGCCCUUCCGAGGCUGCUAUGUACGCGCUCAGCCCUUCGACGAGUUUCCCUCCAGCAACCGCCGCUACCUGCCGCCCCAGGUGUCAUUCAAGUCGACCCGCCACGUCAGCUUUCACAUGGACGAAGAGGAGAUUGUUCGCAUCAACCCCCGGAAGGACGUGCUCAUCCGCGGCUACGAGGACUACCGCCACCCGGUCAUGUGGAAGCAGGAGUCAGAACGCGAGGACCUGGACUUUCCCGCCACCUUCCACAAACUGGACAGUAAGAAGUGCGAGUACCUCUUCCCGGACGGCCCCGGCGGGGACUCCCACUUGGGCCCCGGUCUGGGCAUGGGCACGGGCAUGGGGCUCGGCCUGGGCAAGGACACGGCCAUCAAGACUCAGCCCUCGCCGCUGCUGAAAUCCAAGAAGGGUCGGCGGCGGCGGGAGGACGGUGAGCGCUCACGCUGCAUCUACUGCCGGGAGAUGUUCAACCACGAGGACAACUGGCGGGGGCAGUGCCAGGACGCCCCCGACCCCAUCAAGCAGUGCAUCUACAAAGUCAGCUGCAUGCUGUGUGCCGAGAGCAUGCUCUACCACUGCAUGUCCGACUCGGAGGGCGACUUCUCGGACCCGUGCUCGUGCGACACCUCUGACGAGCAGUUCUGCCUGCGCUGGCUCGCCCUGGUGGCGCUCUCCUUCAUUGCGCCCUGCAUGUGCUGCUACCUGCCCCUGCGGGCCUGCCACCACUGCGGCGAGGUGUGCCGCUGCUGCGGGGGCAAGCACAAGGCGGCCGGGUGACCCCGCGCCUGCCCUCUGGGACACCCUCAAAGCUAGCUAACACAGGAAGUGGAUCAAAGCAGAUCAAUUCAAAGCCGGCAUCCUUUUUUCAUUCCCCUCUCAGACGGGGCGAUGUUGAUCGCCAGCUCUGAGAGCUUUUGGUGAUUUCAGUUUGCGUUUGUCGCCGACGAGCUGCAGCGGAGGACAAACUUAAGCUUUUGCGGGGGGCAUCAAGCUAAGUCCAGGAGCUUCAUCUGAGGACGUGAGGAGACGAAGAUUAACAGACUUGGAGAUGUUACUAAACGCACCUGUAUACACACACACACACACACACACACACACACACACACACACACGCACACACACAUGCAUUGACAAACCACAGGUCUGAACUCAACUGCAAGAAAUGUGUAAACUUUAUGAAGGAGUCUUUGUCUUUUGUACAGACAAAAUUACAACAAAACUAUCCAGAAAAAUAACUUGCUGUUUAAGUAUGCUAAAAGGGAUUCGUUCUUGCUUUUUUUUUGUGAAGUUGCAGUCGGGUAACAGUGGCCUUUCCCUUCAUGUCAGUGUAAUUAGUAGGCAGGACAUACGCUCACGAGACUUGGCGUUUAUCUAACCCCCUCCCUCCCAUUAGGUGUUAUUCUGUGUAGUGGAUCCAUGGCCACUGUAUUCCUUCUUUCCUUCAAACCUCACGUAGACCAUUUGAUUGCAUUCCAAAAAAAUAAAGGGACUCAUUCCAUUGUUGGAAGGGAAAAAUGGUAAUUUACCAUACUGACUUUCCCUCAAAGGUACAAAAAACAUAGAUUAGAUCAAUAUGCCUUUUUUUUGUUUUUGUUUGUUUUAGCUGAAUUAUAUACCGCUGUAGGUCCAUUCUCCUGUUCAGAUUCAAAGUUUUGCUCAACCAGCAAGUUUUUGUUUUGGUGAGUAAAGGGUGACAGUGCUCCUAUUCGGAAAACACGACCAGGCACUUAAACUUUAUUAAAUAAAAGCACUGCCCUCCAAUGCUUCGGUUGCUGCACCCUCUCCAAAAAAAAAAAAAAAAAAAAAAAAAAACAAGUCCCGCGUUUGUCCCACAAUCACUUCUUUUUAGUUUUUUUUUUUUUUUUUUUUUUUUUUUUUGCAGCCUUCCUCCCUCUUCAUGUCUCGAGUCCACUCCUUCAUGUGUCUUCGUUUAAUAAGCCCUGGAUGAAUGAGUGCAUUGUUUCAGGAAUGUUCAGUAUCUCAGCUAUUAAAUACAUACAGAUGGCGCGUGUGCGUGCGUCGGUCUUUAUGCACUGGUAACGUCCUGACGUUGACGACUCUUUGGACAGUGACUUUGACUGACCAGCGUCCUCUUUUGUAAAGGAAUAGUUACUCUCUUCUUUGUUUUUGGGAGAUAUAGAACCAUAAGUCCACCAGGAAGCUAGCAAGCUAUUUAUGAGCACACUUUGGAAUAAUCCAACUUCCUGGGGCACAGUACUGUUUUGUUGGCUUCUUAACAGAGCUUGAAAUACCAGGAAAGUUACCAGGGGUACAUAUUGUCUUUUUUUUUUUUUUUUUUUUUUUUUUUACAGCUCAAUUCCUGUGCAGAUUAUUCAUACGUUUAUUGA